AAUUUUUCUUUUUGUCUCUAUCAGUACAAAUAAUUUAUUACCUUCUCACUGUAAAGUAAUGGAAACUAAUUGCGAGUGUCAAUAUACAUUGAUGGUGAUGAAUGAAAUAGUGCAAGGACAGUUGUCUGAAACUAAAGAUAAUUUCAAUUAUGUACCCAGUAUUCAUGAAGUGGAUGAAGAAGAUACCGAUGAGGAAUAUGUUUAUGACCAAGAUUCAACUACUCCAAAUGAGGUCCAACAAGACUUGGACCUAACAAAAACUACAACAGAUGAUGAUUCAAUAUACAGUAAUGAAUCAUUCUGUUCUGAUGAAUCUGAAGAAACCAAUAAUACAUCAAGAACUUUAAUUGACUCAAAUUAUACUCCCAAAAUAACUGGUCGUGACUGUGAAGAAGAAGAAGAAGAAGAAGAAGAAGAAAAUGAAGAGGAUGAAGAAAAAUGUGAUAGCACAAUACCGGAUAGGGAAAAUAUAAAUUCACUUUGUUGCAGAAGUUCAGCAUCUGACAAAACUGUAGCAUUUAAAACAGUGAAAUGCAGAAGAAAAAAUAUGAGUUUCACAGAUGAAGAGCUUAGAAAGAUUGAGUGGGAGAAUCAAAUUCUUUUGAGAAAAAUAAUGGCUCAACAAAAACCAAAAGAGAAAAUACUUUAUGAAAAUGUACCACAACCCAGAAUAAGCAGUUCAGCGAUUAACAGGAAGAAAUUGCAAAAGAAAAUUGAAAGUGAAAAUAUUUUACUUCUUCAAAGGUUACAACAAACUAAAUCACGCCUUAUGCACACUACAAAAAAACCUGGAUGCAGACAAACGAUUUUGUAACUUUUAAUAAACAAAUUUUUUAUAUAUUUUAUAUAAAUCAGAUUAGUUUUUCCAUGCUUCAAUGUGAUAAGGUUUUUACUUUUUAUAAUAACAGGGUAUAGUACAAAUCACGAUUGUGAUAUAGUUUACUCUAUGUGCCAUUUAACAUAAUGCCAGAAUUGAUAUAUAACUUUGGAACAAAAUCACUGAUUAUAAAGAAAACCACUUUUUAAUGGUACACGUGUGAGAGAAAUGACUGAUGUGUUACAUAAAAUGUUAUUCAUACUGCAUACAAAUAAAGUGCGUAUGUAUGAUGAUUAAAACACAGCAAUUACCAGUCUUGAAGUGUAGGUACACAUUUUUAUUUUGUUUUGUAUACAUCACAACUUUGUAAAAUGUUUUGAAAACUUACCGAAGAAAUUUCUACAAGUCAAGACUAUAAAAAUCACAGUUCUCACUCGUUCCAAGUAACUUAAUUAUUACCUUUUUAUUUUUUUUUGUGUAACACCAAGACCAACGUUCUCUGAGUAUUGUGAUCACCUUUUUAUAUACGUUUUGUGUAGAAAGUACAACAGAAAUAAAGACGAUAGAACCGAGAGGCAAAACCUUUAUAAAUCA
Molecule: messenger RNA, 1411 nt
Organism: Nomia melanderi (Alkali bee)
Lineage: Eukaryota; Metazoa; Arthropoda; Insecta; Hymenoptera; Halictidae
Source: RefSeq, a predicted model, not a curated record